This is a messenger RNA of Dracunculus medinensis (Guinea worm), 585 nucleotides long. NCBI's taxonomy places the organism in Eukaryota, Metazoa, Nematoda, Chromadorea, Rhabditida, Dracunculidae. The record is from the annotation of a GenBank genome assembly.
AUGACAUGCUUCAACAAACCAAAAAACCAGGAUUCAAGAAAUCCACCUUCAAAAUUUUACAGGUACUUUUCGCAAUGUUAUCAUUAUUUUAUGUUUGUCGCGUCAUUAAUAACGACGAUUUUCUUAAUUUCUAUCAAUAUAAUAAUUUUAACUUCAGUACACGCUAUUGGUAAUAACCAAAUUCCUUAUGAAAUUAGCCAUGUAACUGCUUUGGAAAAAAGAGAGUUUCAGGUUUGUAUAAGCGUGAAAUUUCCUAAUCGUUUAAUAAGGGCGAGGUUGGAGACAAGUGCGAUAGAUCAUUUAAGUAAUGAAACAGAUCGAUUUAUCUGUAAACCGAUUUGGGAUGAUGGUGGCUUUGGGCUUGGUAUCAACAGAUAUGAAGCUGGACCGUGGCAAACACGACUAAAACUAUCCAACCAAAAGAUGAUGAACAAAACAAUAGAUCAAUAUAUAAUAAGUGAAAUCAUUCUAGUCAGAUCCAAGCGUAAUUUAAUUAACCAAUUUAAGCACCAUAUUUUUCAUUUAUUUAUUUAUGCAAAGAACCAAGCAGAACUGUCUGCUCGUCGAACACGAAAUACAAACUAA